UUCCACUAAGUUGUUUAUUCGUCAUUCCCGAUCAGCCCGUUCAGCAGAUCAGAACUGUUUUAAGCCUAGUCUACUUUGCAGUGGAAACUUAUACAACUCGUACUAUGGCUAAAUUAGUGCUUCUGGGGUUAACUAUUUUGGCUGCUAUCGUCGUUAUCGACGCUGCAUCUUCUAGCCAGUGUCCUGUCGCAUCAAAGGUACAGACUUGUACUCCGAAAUGUUUGACUGAUCUGGACUGCAGUACCAGCGGCGGAAAGUGUUGUCCAAAUACAUGCAAUUUUAAAUCCUGUGUCAGCCCUAAUCAGCUGACUCAAGGUGCAUCAGGUGGAAGUGGAAACAAGUAUCAAUCCGGUGGGGCCGGUACGUAUUGCGGAAACACAAAGUGCAACUCCUAUGAGAAAUGUCAACUGGAUAAAACCACCAAACGCCAAAAAUGUGUCCGAUCCUAAAAUUUUAUUCACUGUUUAACUGUUGCUGCAAUUAAAUACAAACUAUU
Messenger RNA from Sabethes cyaneus, 496 nucleotides. RefSeq lists its product as uncharacterized. Gene Ontology annotation, molecular function: peptidase inhibitor activity. The record is from RefSeq and is a predicted model, not a curated record. The transcript has 4 exons. The coding region runs from base 105 to 449 and encodes 114 amino acids. Gene Ontology annotation, cellular component: extracellular region. NCBI's taxonomy places the organism in Eukaryota, Metazoa, Arthropoda, Insecta, Diptera, Culicidae.